GACAAUUAAAACAAAUCUCUGGAAGUAAAACCAUCGCGUUAAAAAUAAACUGGUUUGAUUUGAAAUUUAAUUGAGUCAACAAACGAGGAUCUCGCUGGAUUUGAUUUUAUUUAUUUUUCUUUUCAAUUGUUAUCGUCGUGAAUUCAGUUUGACUUAAGUCAGUAAUUGACAAAAUGAUGCGUUUGAAAAGCUUAAAGGUACACUGCUGCUUUUUGGCUUUGUUGCAUGUGACAAUGUUUGUUUAACUAGAGGCCCUACAGAGAGCUGCAAGCUGUCGCUUGUAUUCCUUUUAGAAUUAGAAAUUUACAUAAAGAGACCAAGUUCGAGAUUUUUAGUUGAACCGUAAAAAACGCUCUGUGAUUUAUUAAUCUUUCAGAAGUUGUUUCAAACUGAAUGUCCACACCAGCUGAAUGUUGCAUCCAGUUCUUAGUUUUGCUGCACUUUCCAAAUGCACUGGGCUCGAGUGAUGUGAGGAGCUGUAUUCAGGAUGACGCUGCUGGCAGGAGACAGUUCAGAUUAUGAUUACAGCGCCCUCAGCUGUGCCUCUGACAACUCCUUUAAUCAAACAAUCUACAAUGAAACACAGACUCUGAAAGGUGUGUUUUACAAUAGAGCUCACCUCAUACACUCUCAAGACUACUUGUAUAACAGUGCAUUCCCAGAAGACCGCAAGCACCAUGUUAUAAUAAAUGUUGGGGGAAUAAAAUACUUAUUACCAUGGACCACACUGGAUGACUUUCCUUUAACACGACUGGGGCAGCUGCGAUUUUGCCACAAUUUUGAUGAAAUAAUGAAAAUCUGUGAUGAUUACGAUGUGACGUGCAAUGAGUUUUUCUUUGAUCGGAACCCAGGCACAUUUAGGACAAUUUUGACUUUCCUUAGGGCUGGGAAAUUGAGACUUUUGAGAGAAAUGUGUGCCCUUUCUUUCCAAGAGGAAUUGUUGUACUGGGGCAUUGAAGGUGAUAAUCUAGAGUGGUGUUGUCGUCGCCGAUAUCUGCAGAAACUUGAAGAAUUUGCAGAAAUGAAUGCUAUUGAGGAAGAUCUGGCAGAUGGUGAAAGGAUGGGCGAUUUUGUUCAACCAUCGGGAUGUAAUCACUUCAUGACAAAACUUAGGGAUAUGGUGGAAAAUCCUCAGUCGGGGCUCCCAGGAAAAAUCUUUGCCUGCCUUUCUGUUAUUUUUGUGACUAUUACUGUAGUUAAUCUAUCCAUCAGUACCAUGCCUGACCUCAGGGCUGAAGAGGAUAAAGGAGUAUGCUCACAGAAGUGCUACAAUAUUUUCAUUGUGGAAACUGUCUGUGUAGGCUGGUUUUCGCUGGAGUUUGUGUUACGAUUCAUUCAGGCUCGCAGCAAAUUUGUUUUCCUGAGGACUCCACUCAAUAUCAUUGACAUUAUAGCCAUCUUACCCUAUUACAUUACCCUUCUGGUGGACACCACAUCAGUGGAAAAUGGAAAACCUGGAGGAGGAAGCAGUUACCUUGACAAGGUGGGCCUUGUUUUGCGAGUCCUCCGUGCCUUGAGGAUUUUGUAUGUCAUGCGGCUUGCCAGGCACUCCCUGGGACUACAGACACUGGGGCUAACAGCACGCAGGUGUACCCGUGAAUUUGGUCUCCUCCUUUUAUUCUUGUGUGUGGCCAUCGCACUCUUUGCCCCUUUGCUUUAUCUUAUUGAAAAUGAAAUGUCUAGCUCGCAUGAGUUCACAAGCAUACCGGCAUGUUACUGGUGGGCUGUUAUCACCAUGACGACAGUGGGCUAUGGAGAUAUGGUGCCUCGAAGCAUUCCAGGCCAAGUGGUAGCAUUAAGCAGCAUUUUAAGUGGCAUCCUUCUCAUGGCCUUCCCUGUAACUUCCAUUUUUCACACUUUCUCUCGCUCAUAUGUGGAGUUAAAGCAAGAACAGCAAAGAGAUCAGAGAAGGUUACAGAUCAUGAUUAAACCUAAACCACAAAUGAACAUUUUUUCACAAGAAAAUGAGAACUUAUUUUCAAGUCUGUCUUCUGAACCAAGAGAAAACUAAACUACAUUGUUUUGAGUUGAAAAGCAGUUACGAGAAACAACUUUCAUUUGUGAAACAUGGUGCAUUUUCUUUUUGCAGGGAAAGAAAUUUGAGUAGCAAUCUGAUAUUUAUAAUUCAUACUUAUGAAUACGGUUUUUUGAGAAUGUAGCAAUAGGCCAAAUACUUAAGUGUGAUUUCUAGGCAUAUUUUCUUCAAAUCUAACCUAGAAGGGACUAGUGAGACAAAUUUGCAUAGUUUUGAAUGCUGGGAAGAUUUAGCGUGAACAAGCUGAAGAGUUGUUUCAGCAUUGAAUGUCACUCUAAGCAACCUAAAAAUCGUUACCAAAUCAAAAUCAUAACUGUAUAUUUGUAAUAACUCACAACACAUCAUACCAGUGACUGUCGAAAGUAAAAUGUAACCACCUACCAUCAUUCUACAUUAACAUGAUGUUGAUGAGGAUUGUCUGAAAUAUCUGAGGAAGCAGCAGACCUUUUUUUUUAGAAGGUUUAGUCCUAGAUUUCAAACUAUUUGCCUUCCCAAACAUAAACUGCUUCACGUGAACUGCAAUCUAAUUGGUCAGGAAAUCAUGGAAAUAAUCCAAAGGCUGACAUGAAACAAAACUCCAGUGCUUCAAAAGAUUUGCAUGGAAUUUACAUUCUCAGUAGGCAAGCAACCUACAAUGAGUACCUGUAAAAUAAACAAUUUAUACAAGAUCAAGCUUUAAACCAGAAUCUGAGCUUUGAAAGAUAUUUCACUCCUGAGCACUAAACAGUCAAUUUUCAAAAAAAUCAUGUGAUUUUGUUGGCAAACUUUUGCUAAAUAGUUUAAAUUAUAGAUAAUUUUACUUGACCAUGGGAUUUCUUUUGUUGAACUAUUUGGCAAAUUUUAAGGAAUUCUGCAAUUCCUGAUGAGUGUCUUCAGAAUAGGCCAUACAUUUAACUCUUCAUUCGGAUGUUUCCUUUUGCUGAACUGCUUAAAAAUAAAAAUUAUGUUGGAGACUUGUGUGCUUGCAAGUCUUGUGUGCCUUGACACAAUGUCAGCUUUUAAGUUGAUGCUGUGACUAGGUUUCUUGUGAAUUUGCUUCAUUGUUAUUUAUGUUAACAUUGAAUGUGCAUUUGCCAUUUUAGGCAGAAGUUACAAGAGUUGGAAAUGUAGCACUUUGGAUUCAACUUCUGCCUGGAUGGAGCAUUUACAUAGUGUCAAAAACAGGUCAUUUGGCUCAGUUGGUUUGUGUUGUUAUUUAUCCUCCACACAAGCCACCUUCGAAUCUUUUCCAUCUAAACCUAUCAUUUGUAUGAAAUUUCUAUUCAUUCCACCAUUAUCUGUUAAUUCAGUUUCCCCUUAAAUACAUCAAUGCCAUUAAUAGCAACUACCUUUUUUUGUGAUAGAUUUUUACAUUCUGGGUAAAAAUGCUUCUCUAGACUUUUUAUUAGGUUGUAUCUUGUACUUACACCUGCUAGUUCCACUCUCUCCCUUAAAACCAUGCAAUUUGGAGUAGAAUUACAUAGAAACACAAAGGAUAAGAAAGGAAUCACCAUUUGACCCUGCAAGCCUACUCCACCAUUCAUUAUUAUCAUGCCGGAUCAUCGAGCUCAUUCGACACAAUUAGUUUCCCCCGCGAUUCAAUGAAAUCAUGGCUAAUCUGAUAAUCCUCAAUUCCUACUUUCAUAUUGUAUCUCUAUAACCCUUGAUUC
This is a messenger RNA of Chiloscyllium plagiosum (whitespotted bambooshark), 3684 nucleotides long. NCBI's taxonomy places the organism in Eukaryota, Metazoa, Chordata, Chondrichthyes, Orectolobiformes, Hemiscylliidae. The record is from RefSeq and is a predicted model, not a curated record.